Melampsora larici-populina 98AG31 is the source of this 3219-nucleotide messenger RNA. RefSeq lists its product as uncharacterized. The transcript is spliced from 6 exons. The record is from RefSeq and is a predicted model, not a curated record. Bases 1 to 3219 code for a protein of 1072 amino acids. NCBI's taxonomy places the organism in Eukaryota, Fungi, Basidiomycota, Pucciniomycetes, Pucciniales, Melampsoraceae.
AUGUUGGGCGGCGAUCUUCUUUCAGGAAAAAUGUCAAUUGGUGACCACACUCUCAACCAUGAGCUUCCUGCACCAAACCAUCUCGAUAUGUUCCCAGAAAUCGAGACUUCUCUCGAUGAAUUCGAAGCAGAUUCUCGCCGUGAUCUGAAGAGUCGAACGGAAUCUGGGGAACUCCUGUCGGCGUCAUCGAAUGAGAUCCGCGAUACUCAAACAUCCUCUUCUGAUAACCUCCAGGGAAGUCAGCGUGGAAUUUCAGGCAAGAAUUCUGAUCAGUUCAAAGUGAAGGUGUCCAAGUCAUACGAAAGGGACGGUGUGCUGGGUCCCUCCCCUUUCACAGGAUAUCCACAAAGACAUGCAAAUCGGAAACAAGAUGGCUUGAGGCGCCCACGUCGUAGGCCUUUCCGAUACCCAUAUACACACCCCAGUAAAGGCCCACUCUCCGCGAUCCCAGAAGGACAUAUCCAUUAUGCCUCGACUGCACCACUCCCGGAGCCUGAGGGUUGGCUUCCAUUUUUUUCAAACUAUUACGAUGCAGCAGAAUGGUUGAAGCUUGGUCAGGGCUAUGUGAAUUUCCAUACCCUUACGGUUCAAGCGCCUUGGGAGCCCUCAGGAAUUUGGCCUGGAAGCCAUCUCAGUCAUGAAAUGCACCCAGCUAUACAUCCACAAACACCAGACCUACAACAAUAUAAUGUCCAUGGGCGGCCUACUCAUGACACAGUAUCAUCAAACUGGGCUCAGCGGAGUCUCCAUGCCCCACCCUUCGUCAAAAAAGACAAGCCUGAGGCUAAAUACAUUGCGUCAGCACACGAGGUUCAAGUGAAAAAGGAAGAACCUCCGAGUAAAACCGAAAAAACGGACCACACAUUCUUAAGACAUAAUUUUCACAGAACAAAAGAAAAAACUCCAGAAUUGGAAGCUUCAUCCAACUUAAAAGAAGAUGAUACUCUUGAUGCAAAGGCAGACGCCACCGUCGAAGUCUUUGGGCCACCGGCGAUUCGGAAGUUGUUGUAUUCACAAGAUACUGAACAUCAACAGACCAAAAUCACAGGUUCUGAUGACAUAUGUCCAAACACAUCUAGUGGGGAAGCCCCCAGCGAUACAGGUGCCAGUAGUCUCUCUGCUGUGAAUGAUCGUAAAGGAAAGCCACCGUACAAGGAUCAAGAACUUGGGAAGCAUGCAGCAAAGACAGCUCCGUUACCCAUUCAGCAGAGUUUGGCUAGUCAUAAAAGCAUCGCGUUGACAGGCAUGGAAUCGACGAAUGAGUCAAACUCUAAACUAGGAGCAUGCGUAGCCGACACCGCACGAACUUCAUCUAAAACAUCGAGUUCUGAAAGAUCACAUGCAAAUCAGAGAGUAUCCAAGUCAACUUUGACAGCUCAUGAACUCGUGGAAGAAGCUCAAUCAUCCCCAAAGAGAAUUCAUUUGGGGAUCACAAUGAAACAAGACGAUGUUUCUGAUCAAACAGGAGGUAGCAAACUCGAUGUCCUGAAGGGUGAAGGGGACCAACAGUUUUCACAUUCGAAUCAAUUUGUUUCCAAUGAGGGACACAAAAUUCACCCGCCUUGGGUUCCAGACAGUAUCAUCCAAGAUUCUAAAAAAACCAUGUCAAGCAAUUGGAUAAGGGUGAAAAAGAAGAAAAGAGGAGCACAGAAAUCUUCAACCAUGUCAGAUAUGCCUUCAUCUCAGCAUCAGAACAGGUCAGAAGGAUUGAUGACUCAGCACAGACAGUUACCAAUGGAUACCAAAGAGUUUGCUGUGUUGAGGGACAGUGCGUUUGAACCUCUGAAGGAUCACGCAUCUUCAGAAGCGCAAGAGACAGUAAUCCCAGAAACAAGCACCAUCGACAUGCAAGAAACUGGAUCAUCUACAACCUCCUCCGAAGAGUCUACCCUUGAUGAUUUUCCCCAAGUUGUCUCCGCGGAAUCUGUCGCAGUGAAAAACAACAUACACCAGCGGUCAGAACGCUUAAAAAGAAAAAAGGAGUCAAAGAAGCCCAAAGCUGUGGCGUCUAUCAGUGCGGCUCAAAUGGGAAAGAACAUCGAGGUUCCAGCCCGCUGCAAUGAUCUCUCGACAUCAGAAGAAUCUAUGAAGGAUGAAAGUGGUGAAACUUCCUUAAAAUCAAUAAUUUACAAUGUCCUUCAAUACAAAAAUUCCAAAAAUGACGUGCAGAUAAGCUUGAGCAACAAAGAUUUUCAGAAAAUUCUUUUUGCACAGGAUGACGUGGUUUCAAUGGGCAUCUUCCCAGGCGUCUUCGGCGACAAAUGGUGGGAAGCAAUAUCUGAUUUAGCUGGAGAGUCACAAAAUGCCCUUGAAAUGGCCAGGAGGGCGAACUCUCUAAAAGUUCAAUAUUCACAGAAGUUGAUCUUGAGGCACUGGAAAAUGUAUAAAUCCAAACUUAGUCCACAAGCACAAGAAGCUUGUCUACUCUUGAAAGUGGAGCAAGAGUGGCCAACUUUUUGUGAUGUUGAUUCCAAUUAUCAGGCAACUGCCAGACCGAGUUUAGAGGCCCUUGAUCAGAAUGACGCCCAGGGUAUCGGUCAAUUGUUCUUUGGCCGAAACCUUGAUUCACGGAUUUCAAAUCUUUAUUUGAUGGCCACAAUGCAACCUCACGAAAGGAUUUUCACGGAGUUGGAGCUGGUGUCUUUCUCCAAAGAAGGUGGAUCAAUUCCUGUCCUGCUGAAAAUUUGUAGUUAUCUUGAAUUAUCUGCUUCAGACGUAAAUUGGAAAACGUUCACAGGCAAUCAAAUUCUAGAAAAGGUGCAGGGGUUGAAGGCAAUCAUGCAGGGUAACUGUGUCAUGGACCAGGUCCUACAAUUUGAUGUGGAUGAUUCUGUGUGGGUAGAAUCAAACACUCGAGCCGCCAUCCUUAGAUCACGACUCUCCAAAACGUUUGAGAAACGAUUGAAAGAUUUGGCUAAAACAGCUGAUCGAGUCUUACCACACAAAACAACAAAAGAAUGGAUGCCUGAGUAUAGCCAUCUAACUUGGGGAGCUCAAAAGAUUGGGGAAGGAGAAGCACUUGUUGCUUCUCACUUUAGCUUGGAUAUCAAAAGCUUAACAGUAUUGAAGUGUUUGAUUGAACGUCAAAAUAAAGCACCACCUCCAGGGAUAGGAAACGUGAUUUUUUGGCCAGGGAAGGCUCCACAGGAAAUGAAGCAACAAUUUGAUCUUUUUGCUGAAUUUUACAAAUUUCAAGGUCUAAAGUUAUUGAGUGUAUGA